GCCAUUAUCUUUUUGUAAUAUUCUCAGGUCUAUCCUCUCUGGAUCUGCCCUCAUCGUCUCUUCAAGGUCCCAAUGAAAACAAUGGUAUACCCUGAACCAGACUUCGAGCUCCACCAAAGGCAAGGAGACACAACCUACGCUCAAAUGUACACUGACAUUGGCAUUUGGUACGCUCCUGCUUCGGUCCUCAGAGGCGAGGAAUUCGACGGCACCGAAGCUAUUCGCCAAAUGGAAAUGUGGCUUAUCCAACAGCACGGGUUCCAAGCUCCAUAUGCGGUCUCUGAGCUCGCGGAGAAGAAUUUCUGGAGAAUGUUCGACGGCAGGCUCUAUGAGCAUUGUAGGAAGAAGUAUGGAGCUGUUGGGACUUUUAUGAGUGUUUAUUACAAGUCGAAGAAAGGGAAGAAGAGUGAGAAGGAGGUUCAAGAGGCUGAGGCAGCCGUUGUGGAGUCUGCAUAUGCUGAAGCAGAUUAGGUUUAUGUUUGAAUAAGAUUGUAGGGCUGCUGUUGCUUAAAUUGUUUGCUUGGCGAAACUUUAGGUUGUUUUCCGAGGUUUUAUUGUUCCUAGUAAUCAACUUUCCAAUGUUUGUGAUGGGUGGAUGCAUGGGGGAUUUGAUGAAGCGCUUAGGUUGAUCAUGUUCGUUAAUCUUCUUAUGAAAUGUUGUUUUCUUUCAUCAA
Asparagus officinalis (garden asparagus) is the source of this 674-nucleotide messenger RNA. Its product is annotated as delta(24)-sterol reductase-like. The coding region runs from base 73 to 471 and encodes 132 amino acids. Gene Ontology annotation, cellular component: membrane; cytoplasm. The record is from RefSeq and is a predicted model, not a curated record. The transcript has a single exon. Lineage: Eukaryota; Viridiplantae; Streptophyta; Magnoliopsida; Asparagales; Asparagaceae. Gene Ontology annotation, molecular function: oxidoreductase activity, acting on the CH-CH group of donors, NAD or NADP as acceptor. Gene Ontology annotation, biological process: steroid metabolic process.